Molecule: messenger RNA, 1140 nt
Organism: Rotaria sp. Silwood1
Lineage: Eukaryota; Metazoa; Rotifera; Eurotatoria; Philodinida; Philodinidae
Source: the annotation of a GenBank genome assembly
AUGGGUGAAAAGUCAACAAUAAUUACACCUGACGGCAUUAUAUGUACUGAUGAAUGGCAUGAUGCAUCAGCUGAAAAUCCUACUAAUACAAAUAAUCCAGUAUUGAAAGAAAAUAAUUAUGAACAAUUGUCCUCUGAAGACAUAUUAAUAGAAUCAAAAAACAAAGAUAUUAAUGAAACAAUUACUAAAAGUUCAAUGCAAUUUAGUGGAAUAACUGCUGUUAAUGUUGAUCUUAAUUUAGGUCCAGCACCUUUAUGUUAUGAAGAAAAAGCUAUAAAAGAACGUGAAAAUUGUGAUUAUUCAAUAAAAAUUACAUUAGAUAUGGCUAAAAAUGAUAAAGUACCAAGAAAAAUUCGUAUUUAUGCUGAUGGUAUUUAUGAUUUAUUUCAUGCUGGUCAUGCUCGACAAUUAAUGCAAGCAAAAAAUUUAUUUAAAAAUGCGUAUUUACUUGUUGGUGUUUGUAAUGAUCAAUUAACACAUAGUAGAAAAGGUAAAACAGUAAUGAAUGAAGCUGAACGUUAUGAAAGUGUUCGCCAUUGUCGUUAUGUUGAUGAAGUUAUAAUAGAUGCACCAUGGUCACUUAAUGAUGAAUUUUUAGCACAAAAUAAAAUUGAUUUUGUUGCACAUGAUGAAAUUCCAUACGGAGCAGAAGAUAAUGAUGAUAUUUAUCAACAUGUUAAAAUGCGUGGUAUGUUUGCUGCUACUCAACGUACUGAAGGUGUUUCAACAUCUGAUAUAAUAUGUCGUCUUGUUCGUGAUUAUGAUAUUUAUGUACGACGAAAUUUAGCUCGUGGUUAUUCAGCUCAAGAUUUAAAUGUUGGUUUUAUUAAAAAAAAUCAACUUGAAUUUCAAACACGAAUUGAUACAGUUAAAUCAAAGUUUCGUACAUAUGAAGAAGAAUCAAAAACAUUUAUGGAACGUUGGGAAGAUCGAAGUAAAGAAUAUAUACAUAAUUUUCUUAGUUUAUUUGAACGUACACGAGUUUUAAAUUUACUUAAUCGAACACGAUCAUUAGUUGUCAAUUCUAAUGUUAAUAAUAAAUUAAAUAAUACAGAAAAUUAUGAUAUAAUAACAUUAGAUGAUAAUCAUUAUAAUAAAAUGAAAUCUAAGCAACAAACAGUGAUUUCUAGUGAUAGAUAG